UGUCAAAGUCGCGAUGGUUCUUCUCGUACUUUGAUGGGUGUGUACCAUCGUCAUUCCUUUAUCCUUUCUGUUCAUUAGGUCUUGUUUUCUUUUACAAGAUGAGGACGUAUAAGCCGGUUGCGGCCAUAAUCGACCGGAGCUUGCUCGGCGCCCGGUCUGCAGCACCUCGCCGGCUGUUCAGUGUAGAGGGCAGCUUGAGGACGGCGCGCCCUGUUUCUUCCCUCCAAAGUGCUACGCGUUUGGGCCACGAGAGGAGAUGGUUCAGUGAAAGCUCGAGGUUACGUAACUUGAGCGCUGCGCAGCAGGCACUAAAAGCAGCCCAGGAUGCCGCCAAAAACCUCACGGCCGAGACGGUGGCGAAGAGCAUGACCGAUGCGGAAAAGAUGAAGCUGGCACGAGUGCGGAACAUUGGCAUUGCGGCCCACAUCGACAGCGGCAAGACAACAUGUACCGAGCGUGUGCUUUUCUACACGGGACGUAUCAAGGCCAUACACGAAGUUCGAGGCAAAGAUGCUGUGGGCGCCAAGAUGGACUCCAUGGAGCUCGAGAGGGAGCGAGGAAUCACCAUUCAGUCCGCGGCUACUUUUGCGGACUGGACCAAGAAGGAGAACGGCGAGGACGCCACCUACCACCUUAACUUGAUUGACACACCAGGACACAUUGACUUCACCAUUGAGGUCGAGCGGGCUCUCCGAGUCCUCGAUGGUGCCGUCUUGGUUCUGUGUGCGGUCUCAGGUGUCCAGUCCCAGACCAUCACCGUCGAUCGCCAGAUGAAGCGCUAUGAUAUUCCUCGCAUCAGCUUUGUCAACAAGAUGGACCGCAUGGGUGCCAACCCAUUUAAGGCCGUCGAGCAGAUUAACAAGAAGCUCAAGAUUCCCGCCGCUGCCGUUCAGGUGCCUAUCGGUGCCGAGAAGGACUUCGAGGGAGUUGUUGACCUGAUCCACAUGAAGACGAUCCGCACUGAGGGUGCCAGGGGCACAAACGUCAAAGUUUCUAGCCAGAUCCCAGAUGAUGUCAAGGAACUGGCUGAGGAGAAAAGGCAGGAGCUCAUUGAGAAGCUUGCGGAUGUCGACGACGAGAUUGCUGAGAUCUUCCUCGAGGAGCAGACCCCCACUCCUGAACAGAUCAAGGCUGCUAUCAGGAGGGCGACCAUUGCACGAAAGUUUACCCCAGUGUUGAUGGGUUCCGCUCUCGCGGACAAGUGCAUUCAACCCAUGCUUGAUGCCGUCUGUGACUACCUGCCAAACCCAUCUGAGGUCGAGAACGUGGCCCUGGACCGCACCAAGGGCGAGGCUCCCACCGCGCUUAUCCCCUACGAUGCGCUGCCGUUUGUCGGCCUUGCGUUCAAGCUCGAAGAGAACCCGUUUGGUCAGCUUACCUACAUCCGGGUUUACCAAGGCUCGCUCAAGAAGGGCAUGUACCUUUUCAACUCUCGCAACAACAAGAAGAUCCGCAUUCCCCGAAUCGUGCGUAUGCACUCGAACGAGAUGGAGGAUGUUAACGAGAUCGGUGCCGGUGAAAUUUGCGCCGUGUUCGGUGUCGACUGUGCCUCUGGUGACACCUUCACCGACGGCAACCUGCCUUACACCAUGUCCACCAUGUUCGUGCCCGACGCUGUCAUGUCUCUGUCCAUCAAGCCCAAGCGUAGUAGCGACGCCGAUAACUUUUCAAAGGCCAUGAACCGCUUCCAGCGUGAGGAUCCCACCUUCCGUCUGCACGUCGACGAGGAAUCGGAGGAGACCAUCAUUUCUGGUAUGGGUGAGUUGCACCUCGAGGUCUACGUCGAGCGCCUGCGUCGUGAAUACAGGUGCGAGUGCGAGACUGGCCAGCCGCGCGUUGCUUACCGCGAGACCAUCACCCGCCGGGCCGACUAUGACUUCCUUCUCAAGCGCCAGAGCGGUGGCCCUGGUGACUAUGCUCGUGUUGUCGGUUAUAUUGAGCCCAACGACAAGAGCGCUGAGGAGAACUUCUUCGAGGCCCGCGUUGUUGGUGGCAACAUUCCCGACAAGUUCCUCAGCGCUUGCGGCAAAGGCUUCGAGGAAGCCGCACGCAAGGGUCCUCUCCUGGGCCACAGGGUCAUCGGCACAACUAUGAUCGUCAACGAUGGAGCUACCCACGUUACCGACUCUUCCGAUUAUGCCUUCAACCUGGCCACCCAGAUGGCUUUCCGCAAGGCGUUCGUUGACGCCGGCGGCCAGGUCCUGGAGCCGCUGAUGAAGACCACCAUUACUGCGCCCAACGAGUUCCAGGGUUCGGUGCUCAUGCUGAUGAACAAGCGCGGUACGGUCAUCGACACUGAGAUUGGUCCCGAUGACUUCACUCUCAUUGCCGACUGUUCCCUGAACGCCAUGUUCGGCUUUUCCUCGCACCUCCGCGCCGCUACCCAGGGUAAGGGCGAGUUUAACAUGGAGUUCAGCCACUACGCCGCGGCGCCUCCACACCUUCAGAAGGAGCUUGUCGCCAAAUACCAAAAAGAACUCGACUCCAAGCGAACAAAAUAAAAGCGUGAUUCUGAAAACGGAGGUACUCCUGGCUGAGAUGAACUCAUUUUUACUAGAAGGGCACCAUACCCCGAUAGACAUGUACAAACAAAACAUAUGUACAAUAGAGAAAACUAGACCGGGAAUAUGUAACAAUAUCAUGUGGAUGAUCUCUAACCCUUAAAAAGCGCGCAUGUUUACACGUGCUCAAAUAGCUGUUAUGAGCAAAUGAUUUUCUUUUCUACACCUUUUUUGUUGUAAUCCUCGUUUUGUUGAAUCUUACAGUGACUCGAACACCGAAUUUUUUAACCUAAAAGAGAAUUAUAAAACCAAUUAC
Pyricularia oryzae 70-15 is the source of this 2817-nucleotide messenger RNA. RefSeq names its product elongation factor G. Gene Ontology annotation, biological process: mitochondrial translational elongation. The record is from RefSeq and is a predicted model, not a curated record. Gene Ontology annotation, cellular component: mitochondrion. NCBI's taxonomy places the organism in Eukaryota, Fungi, Ascomycota, Sordariomycetes, Magnaporthales, Pyriculariaceae. Bases 99 to 2501 code for a protein of 800 amino acids. The transcript is spliced from 4 exons. Gene Ontology annotation, molecular function: translation elongation factor activity; GTPase activity; GTP binding.